Molecule: messenger RNA, 2379 nt
Organism: Nerophis lumbriciformis (worm pipefish)
Lineage: Eukaryota; Metazoa; Chordata; Actinopteri; Syngnathiformes; Syngnathidae
Source: RefSeq, a predicted model, not a curated record
AUGGGUGUACACGACUUGUGGUCCAUCGUCGAACCUGUUCGCGAGUCGGUACCGCUGUACAGUUUGAGUGGAAAGACGCUGGCGGUCGACCUCAGUUUGUGGGUGUGCGAGGCCCAGCAUGUCCAAGCAAUGAUGGGCAGAGUCACGAAGCCCCAUUUGAGGAAUCUAUUUUUCCGGGUGUCAUCACUCGUGCUUAUGGGGGUGAAGCUGGUGUUCGUCAUGGAAGGAGAGGCUCCAAAACUGAAAGCGGAGACCAUGAGCCAGAGGGUUGCUAACCGAUUUGGAGGUCCCCCCAAAGUCUAUAAAUCCUCCACUAACAUCAGCAGAGGGCGCUUUAAUGCAGUGCUCCGAGAGUGUGCAGAGAUGCUGGACUACCUUGGAGUUCCGUGGGUGGUCGCAGCAGGAGAGGCUGAGGCGAUGUGUGCAUACUUAGACUCAAACCAUCUUGUGGAUGGUUGCAUCACCAACGAUGGAGAUGUGUUCUUGUACGGUGCACGGACUGUCUACAGAAACUUUAAUAUGAACUCCAAAGACCCUCAAGUGGACUGCUACAAGACCUCACGUGUCCAAACUGAGCUGCGUCUCUCCAGAGAGAAUCUUGUCGGUCUGGCAAUCCUCCUCGGAUGUGAUUACAUUCCCAAAGGAAUCCCAGGUGUCGGGAAAGAACAAGCUCUCAAGCUGAUAAAGACCAUCAAAGGACAGACUCUCCUGCAGAGGUUCAUGCGGUGGAAGGACGAGGCGGUGUGCGUGUCUCAGGGAGUCGUGAAGAAGCUUCCUCACUGCCACAUAUGUCGACAUCCAGGCUCAGCCAAAGCACAUGAACGCACUGGCUGUGUGCUUUGCAACAGCCAACGAUUCUGUCAACCUCAGGAUUUUGACUACCAAUGUCCAUGUGACUGGCAUUGCUCAGAACGGACCCGCCAGGCUCAGUCCAUCGAGGCAAAUAUUAAAAAGAAAACUUUAGCGAGCCAGCAGUUCCCAUUUACAGAGAUUAUCAAUGAGUUUUUGCUAACCAAGGAUAAACCUGUCACAAACUUUAAGAGGAGACAGCCAAACAUGCUAUUAAUGCAGAAAUUUGCUUAUGACAAAAUGGAAUGGCCAAAGCAUUACACCAGUGAAAAGGUUUUAGUUCUGAUGACCUAUACAGAGCUGAUGAACAGAAAGUAUGGCAAAAUGAUGUCGUCGCAAAUAAAGCCCAUCCGAAUAUUGAAACAACGCGUAAGGAAUUCAGUUUCUUGCUUCGAAGUCAUCUGGAGCACACCAGAUCAUUACGUAUUUCCAGAGGACCGUUCCGCCAAAGAUCAGGACGAGGUGAGGUCAGUGGAAGAGGAGAACCUCUUCCGUGUGGCCUUCCCAGAGGUGGUGGAGACUUACUUUAAGGACAAAGCAUUAGCUGAAGAGAACAAGACAAAAAAAAGGAAACCAAAGAAUAAAAAGGAGAAGCCGCUUGAUAAAUCCGAGGGUGUUUCGGACUUCCUAGCACAGAUGACCCUUCAGAGCUCUCUUCAAAAGCCGACAACCGAAACAGCACCUGAAAUCCUUCCAAACUUCCAGGAAGUGGUUUUAUCGGACACACCGAUGACCUAUAAAAAGCAUCAUCCACUCAAGGAAAAUUGUCUUGGGAGGUCUCAUUCUCAGGGAGAUUCCUCACCGUCUGUAUCUGCAGCUAUCAAAGCCCUCCACCUUAGUGACAUCGAUUGGGACGCCUCAUCGUUCACGACCACGCCGAACACAACCACAGCAAUGACAACUUGCAAUGAGGAUAUCCCCAAACAACUGAGCAACCUUGUACCAACUUUAAAACCCAAAUCACACACUCAAAAAGACAGCGAUGGUAUCAUGAUAUCAGAGAAGCUGUCUUCAAACAAAAAGAUGGCAAGUGAAGCAUAUGGUAAUACAGCAGUACGAAGUCAGACGCAGAUUGAUGAAAGGCCGCCUCACAAGUACAAAUUUGUCAGAGGAGCAGCCACAAAUGUGCUGAGGUGCCACUCUGAGCCAUGUAAGGCAGACAAAGACACAAAGGCGACCGUCAAGAAGAGUGUAUGCAUGACUGUGUGUUCAUCCAGUGAGGACAGUGAUGAGGAGAAGCAGCAGAUCAGGUCUCACAGAACCACUAAAAGCAAGCACGCACACAAACCAGUUUCUGGAUUACUAAAAACCACAACUCAAAGUGUCCAGUCCUUGAUGCCCAAACGUGUGCAGAGUACAGAAAAUGUUAUAAACCUUAAAAGCAAAAGCCAGGUAGAAGCAGACGUCGAUGAUGUGUUUCCUCCCGCCCCGCCGUCCCCCAUUGUUGUUUUAGAUAGCGACGAUUCAGUCAUUGGCGGGGAUAGUCCUUUGCCGCUUGGGGAGAGACUGAGGCUCAAGUUCCUAAAAUGA